AUGAGUGCUCCUGAGAUUGGUCAAGGUCAAGCUCAAGCUCAGGCAUCGGACAGCCUGAGCGAGAGACAGACAAACGAGUCGGCUCCCAUCGACCUCGACCUUUGGAGCACGACCCAGGUCCUGAAACCCUCCUCAACGCCGACCAUCUCCAGAUUCUACCCUGAAAAUCGACAGCCUCCUCCCCUCCAAACCUCGCCGGCCUCCCUCGCCGCAAGAAAUCCUCCCUCCGAUCCCCAAUCACAGCUCAAUCUCUCCCCGCGAGUACCCUCCGGCAACAGAGGAGGCCUGACCACCGAAUCCAAGGCCCACCAUAGGCAGACGAGCAUCGUCCAUGGCAUACAGCAUUCGAGGAAUGGGAGCUUCGCAAGCGCGUCCAGUCCGCUGAGCCCGCAGAUGAUCAUUGCCGCCGGGACUGAUGCAUCCAUCAUGGGCGACACAUCUUUCAGUACCAGCUUGGCUGGCAUGGCCGGUGGCUCGUCCUUCAGCUCCUCGACCUCGACCAUAGUGCCUGAGCGAGCAGCAUCCGCGAUGGAAAAUGGAAACUACCAUUCUACACAGAGGAGGGUGGAACGCAUGCAUAGCGGCCGGAGUAGCAAGAGUAGCAGGGAACAUCGGCAUCACCAUUCAGGCUCACGGCACCACCACAAAGAGGAACUCAAGACAGUUGGCGAAUAUGCUUUACAUGUGCUGUUUACAUCAUUCAUUGCCCAAGCCGAAGAGAAAAUCAGUCAAUGCAUCACUAUCCCCUUAGACCCUGAACCUCAGAUAGAACAAAUAUGCGGACCUGGUGUAGACCCGACAUUCGAUCAGUUAAUUUCGGCUCUGGGCCACAUUUCAAGCCAAAAACCUAAACCUUUGAUUGAUUCCAUGAUGCUGUGGCGUAAGACCAAGAGUGAUGCCGCCAGUGAAGCUCGGGUCCAGUUACAGCAGUUAAUAAGGAACUACGUACAGCCAGGUCAUAUAGCCCGGCGGAACACAGAACCAUCCAACAAUUUACUAGAUGAGGUACCCGCACCCAAUCAACCUACCAUUGCCGCCCGUCAAGAAUUCGUUGCCCAGGCCGAACGUCGUUCCACAGCCUCCAUCUAUAUACUAUGUCGAGUCCUGAUGGAAGUGAUUGGCCAAAGUACAUUGACUUGUAUCACCCCAGAAAUGGAAGAGAAAUUGGAAGGCAUCAUCUUUGGACAACUCAAGAUUGCGGAUGUCGAUCAACUCAACAGCUCACCCUUAAAGAUGGCCAACUGGUAUCUUUUCAGUCAGCUUUUGGGUGUCAUGAGCGAGAUCAACUUCGACAGCGUUGCAGACAGGUUCAUUGCGGAUCUAGAAAAGUCACAGAGGGACAUGAUUGGGAAAGGCCCAGCAAAUCGAGAGGUAGAGGGAAGAAUGGAGCUGGUGCUUGGCGGCAUGAAGCAUCUCCGUAUCAAAGUGUAUCCAGAAGAUGCUUGGGAUCAGUCUUGCGAUUUCAUGAUCUCUCUGGGGCGUUUUUUUGCUCGCUCCUCCGGUCAGCGACUGAAAUAUGCCUAUUGUCAGGCCCUCGAAAUACUUCUACUGCCGAUAGCCGCUAAAGCCAACACAGAGCUGAAUAUGCCUAAAUGGUCCGAAGUCCUCGGGACGAUAGCGCCUCGCCUGGCAUCCAUGUUUGUCAAGCCGAGACAUUGGGGCAUUUCUUUUCCGCUGACAGCCACACUGCUCUGUGUCUCUCCCGUUGAAGUUUUCUCGGCGCAUUGGUUGCAGCUAAUCCUCCCGUUGCAACCAAAAAUGAAAGAUCGCUCUUGCAGACCCGUGUGUUUGCAAGUUAUCUCAAGAUUACUCUGGACGUAUCUUUACCGCACGUCGGAUUCUCUCAACGCUACCAUCAAAAAGCUGGAAGAGGUUGUCAAACUUGUGAUCCCGCCGGGGAAGAGAACAUACUUAACCACCGACCCAGCAAUUGCCGAGCCCUUAAUCCAGAUCAUACGUAUAAUUGGCUUUAAGCACCAAGAUUUCUGUCUCCGGACCAUAGUCUUCCCUCUGAUCAACGCGGAUCUUUUUGCAUCAGGCCGGGAGCUGAAGGUUGAACAAUUAGAGCCUGAAAAAAUGGUCAUCGGUAUCAGAGCGUUUCUUACUAUCAUGGCUGAUUUGGAAAAGGGAGAGCAAGGACGGCCACCAUUCCCCCAGCAAUACCAAACUUUGCCAGCUUGGGACAGGGCUCCAACAUCGCCGAUCUUGAAUACUCCCCGAAGUCCUUCCCCACCCCCUACCGGUGUUCGAAGCUCGGAAGACCGAUUGUCACGUCCAGUUUUGACAACUGCCCUUAGUGAGGUUGCCAAGGAAUACUACUCGAAGUUCUGUGAGAUCUUGGGCAAGAUCACGAUCAUCUGUGAUAACACUUUUGGAGGCCAGGCUGUCUUGGAUGAGAAGUUCAACAGUCCGACGCCAAAAACGCCCCUAGCCGAGAGCUUCAACUUUGCUCGUCGCGACGACCACCAAAGCCCUUCCGACCAAAAGCAAGGGUACUACGAACUGCUCCAUGUUGCUGUACAAGCUCUUCCGCGCUGUCUUUCCUCUCAUAUCCCCUUCAACUCCUUAGUCAACCUGCUCUGCACAGGGACGGCACAUGUACAAUACAACAUCGCAGAAUCCUCCGCCCAGUCACUGAAGUCAAUUGCGCGGCAAUCUCAUGCUCAGCAGGUAACAAUCGGCUUUGCUCGCUUCAUUUUCAAUUUUGAUGACAGAUACUCGACCAUGUCUGAUGGCGGUAUGCUUGGACCCGGCCACAUUGAGAGCACGCUCAAGCUAUACGUCGAGCUCCUGCAUAUUUGGAUCGAUGAGAUAAAGCAAAAGAUCCAAGAUGUCUCUACUGAUGUAUCUGAAGAUGGAAGCGCAGACAAGCGUGGUGUGCAAUUAGAUCUUUCGGGUAUCUGGGCUCACGUCGAUGAGGUGGAAUCCCAUGGCUUGUUCUUUCUAUGCUCUCAAUCAAGGAUGGUGCGGACCUUUGCCGUCACUGUUCUUCGGCUGAUCACCGAGUUCGAUACAGCUCUUGGCAAAGACAAUGGUCGCCUCAUCCACAUUCUAGAGGCUGACUCGCUGCGUGUCAUGGACUUUAACGAUGAGCACCUGUCUGUUGCAGAGCGCAGUAGACUGCAGCGAGGGAUGCGAAAGAGCAAUUCACAAAGUGCUCUCAUCGACUUGUGCAGUAGUGAAGUCUCUUACGACGCGACUCUGUGGUUCAAGAUUUUUCCAAACUUGAUCCGGAUCAGCUAUGACCGCUGUCCCUUUGCAGUCACACUUGCCCGGGAACUGAUUUGCAACCGAAUCCUGCAGAUGUACAGAGGCAUUGUGGCGUUGUCCGAAGUGACGAGAGGGCCGCAGUACGGCUCCUUCGAUCGAUUUGAGACUGGCAGCGGUCGCCUUCUGUCAAGGUCCUCUACCACACCUCCAGAAGUUCUAAUUGAGCAGUGGAAAAUGUACCUAAUUGUUGCGUGUACAACGCUCUCGGACAAAGGUGGCCAGCAGCAGUCAUCGUCCCAAGCGGAUGCCCACCUACGAAAAGCAUCGAAACAAAGUCAAGCUCAAGAAAAAAUCACCUCCGCUCGAUCACUGUUCAAGUACAUCAUUCCUCUCCUUCCGGUCAAUCCGGCAUCGAUACGAGAUGCCGUCGUCGUGGCUCUUGGAUCCAUUAAUGUUAAUAUCUACAAAACUCUUCUCGAAGAGUUACAAAGUGCUGUCAGUCGAUGUAAUGAUGAAGCGAGAGCUCGCAUCCAUCAGCGCAGCGUGAGCAGCCCGAGGAGGAAUAGAAGAACGGACUUGUUGCGGACUGAGGUCACCCACGUCUACAGGCUUACAUCGCAUUUUUUGAAGGAACCCGAGAUCCAUUCAGAUGAUUGGAUUUUGAACAACCUCGUCGCCUACACCAAAGACCUCAAAUUGUUUCUCAUGGACGGCGAAGUCCAGAUGGACUGGGAAUUUCAGAAGCUCCGUCGGCACUAUUGUGGCCUAAUGGAAGAAUUGUUUGAGGGCAUCAAUUUGACAAAAGAUCCUUCACGAUGGAUGACUUUUGAAUCAAGAAAGUCGUCGUUUGCCCUGAUGGAAGACUGGUGCGGCUACUCGCCUAAUCAGCCCCAAAUCCGUCAACGAGAAGAUAGCAUGAGGCAGUCGAUGAUUGACCAACAAUCACUAGGUGAGCGGGGUACAGUAACUGCUGCAAUGGAAAUCGAGAAACGGAAUCUCCGCACCGCCGCGCUUAGUGCAAUGGCUGCUUUGUGCGGAGGGCCAGUCAGCAUCACCACCGAGAGCCGAGCAAAUCUUCAAUUCGAUAUACGACGCAUGUUGUCCUGGAUCGACACCAUCUUCAGUUCGGGAAGCGACCGAGUGCACGUGAUUGGAAGAAGAGCACUCACGAACUUGAUCGUGCAUAACAAGGACUUCCCAUACUUGCUCGAGCACUCCAUCUCCCGAUGCUACCUUGCAGAGCAUACGAAGGUGCUUGGGAGCUACUUUGAUGUAGUGAGCCAAGUCGUACUAAAUCAUCCAGACUACCUCAUGCCAUUCUGGAAGCUACUGAGCUGCGGGCUCUUCACUCUCGGCAGCGAGCAAAGCGAAAUGCGAUCCCAGGCCGCCCACAUGCUGCGGGUACUCGAGGAGAGGCAGUCGAAGAGCUCCAAGAUCCAGGACUACGAUAUCAGCAUAUCUGACAAGACGAAAGCUGUGUACAAGCUCGCACAGUUUGAAAUAUCGAAACGCCUAUCGAAACAACAUACCGAGCUCGCCUUCAUCAUAUUCUCCGAGUUGACGGCCUACUUCAAUCAAUUGCCACCAGGUUCGCAACGAAACAUGGUGGCUGCCAUAUUACCAUGGAUCCAGAUCAUUGAAUUGCAGAUUGAUCCGAAUGGAGGACCGACGGCUCAGUCAUACAUGCUACUAACAAACCUUUUCGAGAUCACGGUCAAAUCAAGCAGUCCGCUACAUAAUGAAGUCCAGGCUCUGUGGCAAGCUCUUGCGACUGGGCCUCAUGCUGGCAACGUCCAGCUCGUGCUAGACUUCAUCAUGUCGCUUUGCCUCGACCGACGUGAGCAGAACUUCGUUGAAUUUGCGAAGCAAAUUGUCGUUUUCUUGUCUAGUACGCCUGCCGGUGUUAAGGUGGUGGAGUUUCUUCUGAUGCAGAUCACACCCAAGGCUAUGAUACCGAAUGAGAAGCGCGAACUCAGUCCGCCACCUCCAGAUAUUGGCAAAUUGCCGUACAUCGCCGAGUUGUCAGAAGCUCUACCGAUUGGAGCAAAACAAGCUGGGUUCUCACUUGGCCAACUUUCUCUGAUCCUGCUGGUAGAUCUGAUGGUUUCUCCCGUUCAGCUUGUUGCGGAAAAUGUCCCUUUGCUCCUUCAAGUCGUCACUGUACUAUGGGACCAUUAUAUUCCGCUGGUACAAGAACAAGCUCGCGAAAUGCUAAUCCAUCUGAUUCAUGAGUUGGUCAUAUCUCGAAUCAACGACGCAAUCACCACGCCAUCAAAGAAAUCCAUAGAGGACUUCAUCGAGUCCAUCCGGCGUCAUGAUCCUAAGGUUGUCUGGAUGUACGAAGACAACAACGGAAAAGUCGACGAUCAAGAUAACAAGGUUCCUUCUGGAAUGGAGCUUCUCACGACAGAAGUCGUCAAAUAUUUUGAAGUCACAUAUCCUGGGAUUCAGGAACAAUGGGGGAAAUUGUCCUUGACUUGGGCAACCUCCUGUCCCGUGAGACAUUUGGCCUGUCGAUCAUUUCAAAUCUUCCGAUGCAUUCUCACCUCAUUGGAUCAGCCUAUGCUUGCAGACAUGCUUGCGCGACUUUCGAACACGAUCGCGGAUGAGGAUUCUGACGUCCAGACAUUCUCGAUGGAGAUCCUGACCACACUAAAAACUUUGAUCUGCAAAUUGGAGACUGGAGAUCUCAUGACAUUCCCGCAACUGUUCUGGACUACCUGCGCUUGCUUGGAUACCAUCAACGAAAGGGAAUUCUUGGAGGCCCUCAACAUGUUAGAAGAGCUUGUCGUCAAGCUUGACUUAAGCGACUCGAAUGUUCGACAACUUCUCGCUGAAGGGCGUCCUCUCAGAUGGGAAGGUGCUUUCGAGGGUCUGCAGCAAUUAGUGCACAAAGGCCUUCGGUCAUCUGUGUGUCUUGACUUAACACUGAAGACAUUGAACAAGCUCGUUCAGCUGCCUAAUGACGACUUGAUCGGUGACGAUAGCCGGUUGCUAUUUGCUGUACUGGCCAACUUUCCAAGGCUCCUUCAUGCCAUGGAUCAGGCUACGAUUGACACCGAGAUUGCCAAGAGUGCUGGGAUACUAGCAGAGGUUGCUGAAGCCCAGGGUUGCAAAACGAUAUCGAGAGCUCUAACUGGGUUUGCGGCUGGCAGAUAUCGCUCAAGCAAAGAUUUUCUGGCUCAGCUCGUCUCAGCUAUCCGCGAAUCUUUCUUUCCUCGAUGGGACUUUGGCAGCCUUACGUUCUUGAUGGGGUUUCUCACGAACAGCAUCCCGUGGUUCAAGUUGAAGACUAUGCGUAUCCUGUGCGUCAUGAUCCCAGAUAUCGACAUGAAGAAGCCCGAGAUCGCUUCUCGUGGUCCGGAUUUGAUCUCGCCCCUGCUGAGAUUGCUCCAGACUGAGUUUUGCAUGGAAGCUCUUGCGGUGUUGGACAACAUCAUGACAAUGACAGGCACCUCCAUGGACAAACACCACUUGCGGAUGAGCAUGACCCGAUCAUCCUCGAAAGCAAUACGAAAGGAGUACGAGCGCACCCAAAGCCUCUUUGGUAUCCCCGAAGAAUCCGGCUGGUCCAUUCCCAUGCCCGCCAAGCACGCUGAAACGACGCGCCUCAACGUUCACGCCGUCUUCUACAUGUGCCAAAACGCAGAGAAUAUCGACCCCGAGACAGCACCCACGCCGGACGUCGAAUUCCACGUCGACGACUUCCAGUACAAUUACUUCCCGAACCCCGAGCGUACCGAGACCAUGCUCUCCGACGAAGGCCGCGGCGACGGGCAUAUCGGAGACCUGGUCAUGAAACUCGACUCCCUGGACGACUUCUUCGAGGACUCGCUGCAAAGCCCUACCAGCGAUGGCCGCUCCUCGCGUACCAUUACCGAAGCCGGCUACGCAAUAUCUGAAGGUUUUGAAUCCGGGGCCCAGCUGUAUGACGAGCAGACUUUGCCGAUUCUACAUCAAUCCCUGGCCAGCACGGCCAGUAACACGUCCUUCCAGAACGGUUUCACAGAUAUGCCGCGUCCGGCCCCACCCUCCUCCAACGCCAUGACACCUGGGGCAUUCUCCGUUAUGCCCCCCUCGACCCGACCGUCCCUGCACUCCCGCUCCGUAACGUCCCCAUCCGCGCCCUCCUCCCAGACAUACACCUCCGACGACGACUACGCGGAGGAUGUCUUCUCCGACGGCGAAGACGAGCGCGGUGCCCCUCCGGGCGAAGGCUCCUUCUUCCUCGAGAGCAUGAUCAAGCCGCUGGCGCACGGCACGCGGAGCAGCGUGCGGCGUCUCACGGGGCGCCGCUCGAGGGAGAGCGAGAGGAUGAGGGACGGCCUGAGGGCGGAGGCGCGGAACAUGAGCCAGCCGCCGAAGAGUCCGCGGGUGCCCAAGAUUCCGAACGCGUACAAGACGGUGACGACGAGUCCCGGGGAGCCGCUCUAG
Molecule: messenger RNA, 7644 nt
Organism: Drepanopeziza brunnea f. sp. 'multigermtubi' MB_m1
Lineage: Eukaryota; Fungi; Ascomycota; Leotiomycetes; Helotiales; Drepanopezizaceae
Biological process (GO): cell morphogenesis
Cellular component (GO): site of polarized growth; cell cortex
Source: RefSeq, a predicted model, not a curated record